AAAAUGUUAAAAGGAAAUCUUUCUGAAGUGACUGAGUUCAUCCUCUCUGGGUUAACAAACAAACCAGAGCUGCAGCUGCCCCUCUUCCUCCUCUUUCUAGCAAUCUAUGUGGUCACAGUGGCUGGGAAUCUGGGCAUGAUCACUCUGAUACUAUUCAGUUCUCAACUGCACACACCCAUGUACGUUUUUCUCAGCAGCCUAUCCUUCAUUGAUCUCUGCCAGUCCACUGUCAUUAUUCCCAAAAUGUUGGUGAACUUUGUGACAGUGAAGAACAUCAUCUCGUAUCCUGAAUGCAUGACUCAGCUCUACUUUUUUGUUACUUUUGCUAUUGCAGAGUGUCACAUGUUAGCUGUAAUGGCAUAUGACCGCUAUGUUGCCGUCGGUAACCCCUUGCUUUACAAUAUUGUGAUGUCCUAUCGAGUCUGUUCCUGGAUGAUAUUUGGAGUAUAUAUUAUGGCUUUUAUUGGUGCCACAUCUCACACAGUCUGCAUGUUAAGAGUGCAUUUCUGUAAGACUGAUGUAAUAAAUCAUUACUUUUGUGAUAUUUAUCCACUACUGGAACUCUCUUGUUCUGAUACUUUUAUUAAUGAAGUAGUGCUUUUAUGUUUCAGUGUUUUUAACUUCUUGAUUCCAACUCUGACAAUUCUAAGCUCUUACAUCUUCAUCAUAGCCAGCAUCCUCCGGAUUAAAUCCACUGAAGGCAGGUCCAAAGCCUUCAGCACCUGCAGCUCACACAUCUCUGCUGUUGCUAUCUUCUUUGGGUCUACUGCAUUCAUGUACUUGCAGCCAUCUUCGGUCAACUCUAUGGACCAAGGGAAAGUGUCUUCUGUAUUUUAUAGCAUUGUUGUGCCCAUGCUGAACCCUUUGAUCUACAGCCUGAGAAAUAAGGAUGUCAAAGUUGCUCUAAAUAAGUUCUUUGAAAGAAAGUUUUUCUUGUGA
Messenger RNA from Mus caroli (Ryukyu mouse), 939 nucleotides. Its product is annotated as olfactory receptor 8G50-like. Gene Ontology annotation, molecular function: G protein-coupled receptor activity; olfactory receptor activity. Gene Ontology annotation, biological process: G protein-coupled receptor signaling pathway. Gene Ontology annotation, cellular component: membrane. NCBI's taxonomy places the organism in Eukaryota, Metazoa, Chordata, Mammalia, Rodentia, Muridae. The record is from RefSeq and is a predicted model, not a curated record.